GGUAGGGUGUUACAUUGAACACCUUGAGUGGGUUGGAGGAUGGCAUACACAACGGCACCACGGGAUCCACCACCACAAUCUCAAGGUUUCAGAUCUAUAUCACCCAGACCAGGAUACCCGAUCCAACACCCGACCCAAAUCCAGAUAACACCCCAGUUACGAUACCCCCAGCAGCAUCGACCACCACCCACAUCUUUCCCUAACCCUACCCCAGUCCGACGUCCCCUUCCAACCCCAAAGUCACGUCCGGAAUCACUUCCCCCACCCGCACGUGCCGCUCAGACCCCGGCCCCGUCACGUCCGUCACCUAUCCCGGCCCCGGCCCCUUCACGUCCUGCCAUUCUCGCACAUGCUGCAUCCCUCGAGAGCACCCACAUUAAUAAUAAUCAUACAAGACGCCCUCUACCUAAUCCAGGUGCUAAAUCAACUAAACAUGCAAGCUUGGAUCUUCGUGCUCAGGUGGAAAAUAAUAUUCCAACAGAACCAGAUCUAAAUAGUGCUUUUCACUAGCUCUGUCCCAGCAUCUAGCUAUCCCAAUGUCGCUCCACAUAUAGAUGUGCGGGCUCUUCCACUCUCUUCUGCACCAGCCAAAUUUAUCCCUCACUGGAAACGCGACCUUCCCGGACCUGGUCCAUCGCCACAGCCCAGUGAGUCGUCCUCACGUGCGGGUCCAUCCAUGGAACGCAGGAGCACAGUAUCCGGCCCGGCUGCUCCAUCAAAUCUUGGUAAUACGGGGUUUACCCCUCCUGCGACUUCAACCAGCUAUUCC
Molecule: messenger RNA, 769 nt
Organism: Suillus bovinus
Lineage: Eukaryota; Fungi; Basidiomycota; Agaricomycetes; Boletales; Suillaceae
Exons: 3
Coding region: 40-510 (156 amino acids)
Source: RefSeq, a predicted model, not a curated record